AUGGCCCGAGUGAUUACCUUUGCGACGCUUCUCAUCGUCUCUCUGGUCUCCGUCGCCUUCUGUCCACCUGCUGAUGCGGCCACGGAGGUGCUGAGGCCUAGAGGAGUGCCUUUGUCGAAAAAAUCUUUUUAUGACCCGGGCAAAGAUUUUCAGUGUCUCGACGGCUCUGCGACCAUUCCCUUUAUGCUGGUUAACGAUGAUUAUUGUGACUGUGAUGAUGGGACUGACGAACCAGGAACGAGCGCCUGUUCUAAUGGACUGUUUCACUGCUCAAACAUUGGCUACAUCGAGAAGAUUAUCCCGUCUUCUCGGGUCAAUGAUGGAAUUUGCGACUGUUGUGACGCCGGAGAUGAGUACAGCAGCUCGGCAAACUGUCCAAACAACUGCAUGGAGCUGGGCGAGCAAAUGCGCGAAGAACGGGAACGGUACCUCGAGCUGCUCAAAGCGGGCAAUGAAAUUCGCCAGCGGUACAUCGAAGAAGCCAAGCAAAAACUGGGCGAAACGAAGCAGGAACUUGAAACACUGCGAUCUCAACUAACUGAAGCGGAAGAGCAAAAGAAUGCAAAGAAUGAGGUCAAAACUAAAGCCGAAGAACUGGAAAAGGAGGCCCUCGACAAGCACCGUGCCGAAGAGGACAAACUUCGAAAGCAGCGCGAAGAAGAGGAACAAGUGCACAGAGAGGCGGCUGAGAACAGCUACGCCCUUAGCGUUUUCAAGAAGCUGGACGCCAAUGCCGACGGCGUAGUGUCUUACGAUGAGCUGAAGGCAUUCCCUCACUUUGACCAGGACAACAACGCCGAAGUCAGCGACGACGAGGCUAAGUUUUUCCUCAACGCCGCCAAUCAACUUGGCGAAUCAGAGUUUAUCGAAUCGAGCUGGCCCCUGGUGAAGCCCGCUUGGGAGAGUCGCAAG
Molecule: messenger RNA, 912 nt
Organism: Rhagoletis zephyria (snowberry fruit fly)
Lineage: Eukaryota; Metazoa; Arthropoda; Insecta; Diptera; Tephritidae
Source: RefSeq, a predicted model, not a curated record